Messenger RNA from Phlebotomus argentipes, 1661 nucleotides. RefSeq names its product juvenile hormone esterase-like. The coding region runs from base 1 to 1365 and encodes 454 amino acids. The record is from RefSeq and is a predicted model, not a curated record. Lineage: Eukaryota; Metazoa; Arthropoda; Insecta; Diptera; Psychodidae. The transcript has 3 exons.
AUGAAUUUCUUAUUAUUUGUGGCGUUUCUUGGAGUGAAUUUCGCUUCGUUCGAAGCUCGAAUUUCGGAAUCUCUGAAAGUUUCUCUUUCCGACGGAAGUCAAUUGAUCGGUCGCUACUUGAGUUCGCAUUCCGGCCGCGGAAUUCGCGCCUUCUUGGGAAUUCCUUACGCCGAAGCUCCGCUCGGGAAUCUGCGCUUCAGAGAUCCUGUGCCGAAGAGUCCUUGGACGGAAACUCUUUACGCUGAUCAGGAAGCGAACGCGUGUCUUGGAGUUGAAUAUCUUUUUGGUGUCACAGAAUCAGUGGGAAAUGAAGAUUGUCUCUAUUUAAAUGUUUAUGCGCCUCAGAAUCCUCAGUCAAAGGAUCCUCUGCCAGUGAUGGUGUAUUUUCACGGCGGUGGUUAUCAAAGUGGAAACGGAGGGAAAAUUUUCUACGGUCCCGAUUAUCUUCUGGAUCACGAUGUUAUUCUUGUUUCUGGGAAUUAUCGACUGGGAAUCUUUGGUUUUCUCAGCACAAACACUCUCGAUUGUCCUGGCAAUUUUGGACUCAAGGAUCAAGUUGAGAUCCUCAAGUGGGUUCAGAAGAACAUCGGACAAUUCGGUGGUGACAGAAAUUCAGUGACAAUCUUUGGACAAAGCGCUGGAGGCGCAAGUGUGACUUAUCACACAAUUUCGCCACUGUCAAAAGGACUCUUUCAUCGCGCAAUUCCUCAAAGUGGCACUCUUUACUGCCUUUGUGCUAAAAGGGAUGAGCAAGUUUCUGCCACAAAUGCACGGAAACUGGCAGAAGCAGUGAAAUGUCCUAAAGAUGAUGCGAAGGAAAUGAUUGAAUGUCUUCGAAGUUUGUCUUCAAAGGAACUAAUUUCUCACUUUCACGACUUCUUCACUUGGGAUGUUUAUCCACUGGUUUUCUGGGGUCCUGUUGUAGAGCCGGAAAGUGAGAAAGCUUUUCUCACUGAAGAUCCUUCGACAGUAGCAAGAAUUGAUGAUAUUCCUCUCAUGAUUGGAAUUACAUCAAACGAAGGAUCAAUGAUAAGUAGUGGAGUUGCACACAUGGACGAUAUAAUCUACUUAUUUCCUGUCAUGAAAGAGCUUUUCUUCAAAGGAAUGCCGACAGAAACUGAUGAUUUCAUCCGUAAAACGAUGGUUUCUUUGUGGGUGAAUUUUGCCAAAUUCGGAAAUCCAACUCCGAAAUCCGACGAUUCUUCGCUGCCGGAAUGGAAAGUCGCCGGAAGUUUUCCGUACGAUUAUUUGAGGAUCGGAAAUUAUCACCAAAGCGACGCUCCGAUCAUCGCCAUGGAAAACGGAUUGUACGAGGAAAGAGUGCUUUUCUGGAGGAAAAUCAACUCAGAAUUGUUCGGAAACUAAAAAGACGCUGAUUGGAAAUACCUUUAUUAUGUUUAUGUUGACUGUUUUGGCGUGAAAUUAAAGGACUUUGAAAUAUAUUUUCUGUGUCGAUUAAGUACGCAGAAAUCCUAAUAAUGACAGUUAUUCACAAAAGUAUGUUUAUCGGCUAAUUUUCACACAGAAGCUCGAAUUUAUGUUCACGUAGGUUUUCAUGAAAAAUUACAACGACACUAAGAAAUAUUUUUAUACCCAAUUUCUUAUAAUUCAUGAUUGUUUUAUAGACGAAUGCAGGCUAUUUUUGUACUUAUUUUAUUUCA